ACGGUCACAUGCGCCCGCCUCCCAGCUGCUCAGCGCCCGCCCUCCGCCUGCGCACUCCGGAAAGCCCGGCCUCUGCCGGCGCAACUUCCGACAUGCCGGAGGCCCGGUUGCGCCUGCGUGCUGCCCCUGUGGGCGGGGCGGGCGAGUGCUGGGCCGGUGAGGUGCGGUGGCCUUGCAGCUCGGCAGCCGGAGGGUUUGAGGGGGCGCGGCCCGCGACAGGCGCAGCCGAGAAGGCCCGCUGUCCUCUUUCAGCCGUCGGGAGUGAACUGUGCGCUCCUGCCGCGGCGCUCCCGAGUCCUCGCCCCGGCCCCCGGCGCGCCGCGGGCGGCAGGGGCCUCUGGGUGUGGGCCUUUCUCCCGCCGUGCGGGUUUGGCGCCAUGGACGCCACAGCGCUGGAGAGGGACGCUGUGCAAUUCGCCCGGCUGGCGGUGCAGCGCGACCACGAAGGCCGCUACUCUGAGGCUGUGUUUUACUACAAGGAAGCUGCACAAGCUUUAAUUUAUGCUGAGAUGGCGGGAUCAAGCCUAGAACAUAUUCAAGAAAAAAUAAAUGAGUAUUUGGAAAGAGUCCAGGCUUUACAUUCAGCAGUUCAGUCCAAGAGUGCUGAUCCUUUGAAAUCAAAACAUCAGUUGGACUUAGAGCGUGCCCGUUUCCUUGUUACACAAGCUUUUGACGAAGAUGAGAAAGGGAACAUUGAAGAUGCCAUAGAGUUGUAUACGGAAGCUGUAGAUCUCUGUCUGAAAACUUCUUAUGAAACUGCUGAUAAAACUCUGCAAAAUAAACUGAAACAGUUGGCCCGACAGGCACUAGAUAGAGCAGAAGUGUUGAGUGAGCCUUUAACAAAACCAUUAUGCAAAAUUAAGUCAACGAAUAUUAAACCACAGCAACCUCCAACAAGAACACAUUUUCCGCUGGGAACUAAUCCCUUCCUGGAAAGGUCUCAGCCAUUUUUAAGUCCACAAUCAUGUGAUGCACAAGGACAGAAAUAUACAGUGGAAGAAAUAGAAGUGCUCAGGACAACAUCAAAAAUAAAUGGCAUAGAAUAUGUCCCUUUCAUGAGUAUUGAUCUGAGAGAACGUUUUGCUUAUCCAAUGCCUUUCUGUGAUAGAUGGGGCAAACUACCUUUAUCACCUAAACAAAAAGCUACGUUUUCCAAAUGGGUACGACCAGAAGACCUCGCCAGCAAUCCUGCAAUGAUUUAUACUGUGUCCAGUUUUAGCAUAAAGCAGACAAUAGUAUCAGAUUGCUCUUUUGUGGCAUCACUGGCUAUCAGUGCAGCAUAUGAAAGAAGAUUUAAUAAGAAGUUGAUAACCAGCAUAAUUUACCCUCAGAAUAAGGAUGGUGAGCCAGAGUACAAUCCAUGUGGAAAGUAUAUGGUAAAACUUCACCUCAAUGGUGUCCCAAGAAAGGUGAUAAUUGAUGACCAAUUACCUGUUGAUCAUAAAGGAGAAUUGCUCUGUUCUUAUUCUAACAACAAAAGUGAAUUAUGGGUUUCUCUUAUAGAAAAAGCAUACAUGAAAGUCAUGGGAGGAUAUGAUUUCCCAGGAUCCAAUUCAAAUAUUGAUCUUCAUGCACUGACUGGUUGGAUACCAGAAAGGAUUGCUAUGCAUUCAGAUAGCCAAACUUUCAGUAAGGAUAAUUCUUUCAGAAUGCUUUAUCAAAGGUUUCACAAAGGGGAUGUCCUCAUCACUGCGUCAACUGGCACGAUGACUGAAGCCGAAGGAGAGAAGUGGGGUCUCGUGCCUACACAUGCAUAUGCUGUUCUGGAUAUUAGAGAGUUCAAGGGGCUGCGAUUUAUCCAAUUGAAAAAUCCUUGGAGUCAUUUACGUUGGAAAGGAAGAUAUAAUGAAAAUGAUGUAAAAAACUGGACCCCGGAGCUGCAAAAAUAUUUAAACUUUGAUCCUCGAACAGCUCAGAAAAUAGACAAUGGAAUAUUUUGGAUUUCAUGGGAUGAUCUCUGCCAAUAUUAUGAUGUGAUGUAUUUGAGUUGGAAUCCAGGUCUUUUUAAAGAAUCAACAUGUAUACACAGUACUUGGGACGCUAAGCAAGGACCUGUGAAGGAUGCCUACAGCCUGGCUAACAACCCACAGUACAAACUGGAAGUGCACUGUCCACAAGGGGGCGCUGCGGUGUGGGUUUUGCUUAGUAGACACAUAACAGACAAGGAUGAUUUUGCAAAUAAUCGAGAAUUUAUCACAAUGGUUGUAUAUAAGACUGAUGGGAAGAAAGUUUAUUAUCCAGGUGACCCACCUCCAUACAUUGAUGGUAUUCGAAUUAAUAGCCCUCAUUAUUUGACUAAGAUGAAGCUGACCACACCUGGGACCCAUACCUUUACAUUAGUGGUUUCUCAGUAUGAAAAACAGAACACAAUCCACUACACAGUCCGGGUAUAUUCAGCAUGCAGCUUUACUUUUUCAAAGAUUCCUUCACCAUAUACCUUAUCAAAACAGAUUAAUGGAAAAUGGAGUGGUCAGAGUGCUGGAGGAUGUGCAAAUUUCCAAGAGACUCACAAAAAUAACCCCAUCUACCAAUUCCAUAUGGAAAAGCCCGGGCCAUUACUGAUUGAACUGAGAGGACCAAGACAAUAUAGUGUUGGAUUUGAGAUUGUAAUAGUUUCUAUGGUGGGAGAUCCUGGUCCCCAUGGCUUUCAGAGAAAAUCAAGUGGUGACUACAGAUGUGGAUUUUGCUACCUGGAACUAGAAAAUAUACCUGCUGGGAUCUACAAUAUCAUUCCCAGUACUUUUUUGCCUAAACAAGAAGGACCUUUUUUCUUGGACUUUAAUAGUAUUAUCCCUAUUAAGACAACACAACUUCAGUGAUGAAGAAUCUCUCAGCAAUUACUCAGCUCUUUAAAUGAGGAUACAAACCUCCAGGACACACAACAAUCAGAACAGAAUUAAAUCUAUAAACUUUACAUCAUCUGGUGCUCAAGACAUGGUGUUUAGUGGGUAUUGUAUAUAGUCAGUUACUCAAAAUCAUUUACAUUUAUAUGUUUUGUGUGUACAUGGAGUUGGCUUGCAGCGAAAGGGCCAUAUUGUGUAAAAAAGUGCAGAUGAUUAAGGAUUAGACUCAGCACUGUGAGAGGCCUUUGGUAAAGAGACCUCAGGCCAGACGGGGGCCACAGACUCACUGAGGGGAUGGGUAGGCUGACAUACAUUCUGAAGUAGUUACACAAUGUCUGUCUUUUUGGCAGAGCAUGUUGUAAAUUAAAUUUGCUUGUGUUGUGACUCUACAUUGUGGGCAACUAAUCACCAAGUGAAUCACAUCACUAUAACAUCUAAUUUUGCAUUAUUGUGACUUUAAAUGUUUAUUGUUGCCCAGAUGUUUUAUAAAUCUUUAAGAAAUAAUGAACUUAGCAUGAAGAUGCUCAUGCUUAACAAUGAAGGCCAUUGAAGUUAGAUACCUGUCUCCCACUGACUCAUGUAAAGAGAUUUACAAUAUUCAUUAUCGUAAUUCUUACUUUUUAUCAGGUUGGUGAAAGUAGUAAUCAGAGAUGAAGACAUUACAGCUUAGUUUGUAUAGUCUUUUAAAAAUUGCUGCGUAUAGUUCAGUGCUUUUAUGGAAACAACAUAAAGAAAAUCACAGUUGAGAAUUCAAUAUAUGGCAAUUAGGUUGCUUUCAGAAAAACUGCAAUUGCCAUGUGUAAAUUCUCAGUUUAUAUAAAAGUACAUCAGAGCAAAAUGAUGCUCAGAAUUUUCAACUGAAAAUAAGGUAGAAUUUUUCAUUAUUUCUACUUUAUAAUUAUCAAAUAUUAAUUUUGUAUUUCUAUCUCAAUUGAAAUAAAGUGUUUAUACUUUGGAAACUG
Messenger RNA from Manis pentadactyla (Chinese pangolin), 3805 nucleotides. RefSeq names its product calpain 7 (gene CAPN7). Gene Ontology annotation, biological process: proteolysis. The transcript has 21 exons. NCBI's taxonomy places the organism in Eukaryota, Metazoa, Chordata, Mammalia, Pholidota, Manidae. The coding region runs from base 9 to 2819 and encodes 936 amino acids. The record is from RefSeq and is a predicted model, not a curated record. Gene Ontology annotation, molecular function: calcium-dependent cysteine-type endopeptidase activity.